AUGUCGUUAAGAAAAUUUAUGCAUCCUAGGAAUAAAUAUAAAAAGGUACCGGAUUUUAAAAAACUUGCUGUAUUGUAUCCGGCAUUCCGUAAUGUUGCAAAUGUAGAUCUGACUGGGAAGGUAAAGAUUGACUUUAAAAAUGAAAAGUGUCUAAGGGUGCUGACAGAAGUUUUGCUAAAGCAUGACUUUAAUCUAGAUGUUAGAAUACCUCCAAAUAAACUAGUACCAACUUUGCCAUUACGUUUGAAUUAUGUUUUAUGGAUUGAAGAUUUAAUGAAACACUCCUCUGUGAGUGAGAUGAAAGAACUCACUGGGAUAGAUAUUGGCACUGGUGCAGUUUGUAUAUAUCCUUUGUUGUGUACAAAAAUUUAUGGAAAUCGAAUGAUUGCCACAGAAGUUGAUGAAACGAGUAUACAAACAGCCAUUAAAAAUGUUGAAAAUAAUAAUUUGCAACACUUAAUAAAAGUGGUCAAAGUAAAUGGGCACACAAUCUUUCAGGACAUUGUAAAAGAACACGGAUCCUAUCAUUUUACAAUGUGCAAUCCACCGUUUUUUGAAACAGAAGGUUCAGAUAGAAUAACGAAACAACAACCACCUAGAAAUGCUCCUACUGGAAACAAGGCUGAGCUUACAGUUAAAGGUGGUGAAAGAGCAUUUGUAACACAAAUUAUUGAUGAGAGUAUAGAGAUGAAAGAAAACAUAAAAAUAUACACUACAAUGUUUGGUCGAAGAAGUAACUUAUUAUUUCUUUUAAAAUUAUUGAAGAAACGAAACAUAGAGAAUGCUACAUGGACAGAAUUUUGUCAGGGCCAUACGAAGCGGUGGGGAUUGGCUUGGACUUUUUUACCGAAAGAUGUAAUUAAUUUAACAAAUGCACCCGUCAUUAGGAAAAGUGGAGAUUACGUUGCAAAAUUAUUAAAAGAGAAACGUCCGACGGAGAUACAAUUUCCUAUGCCAGAUAAAUUUUCUUCUUUUGACAACUUCAUAAAUUUCUUAGAAGAGUCAAUAGAAGAAUUACAUAUACAUAUCAAGGAGUUGAACUUACCUAUUGAUGAUUUUAAUGGCUGGUCAUGUCAGUUAGUUGUCAAGAACGAUACGUGGUCGCAUGCACGUAGAAAACGUCGGUUAGCUCAAAGACAAAUAAACCAAUUUAAAGCUGAUAAUGUGGGAAAAGAUGCAAAUGAUGGUACAAAGUGUCCUGGAAAAGAAUUAACUCAAGACAGUUCAGAUCCUUUCCUAGUGUGUAAUUUCUUUGCUGAACUAAUAGAAUGCGAAGAAGAACCUGAAAGUGAUAGCAUAAGGAUAUCUAUGGUCUUUGAGAAAGAAAGUGGUGUCAGGAAUGCUUUAGAAACAUUCAAACAAUACUUAAUAAACAAAUUGAAUAUCAGAAAUUGCUCUCAAAAGCAACACGCAGGGCCGCAGAAAAAGAAAAGAAAACGAUUAAAGAAAAGCGGGAGUGACACGCGAGACAGCAACAUAAAUCAAUGCGGAUGUUCGUUGUCCGAACAGAACAUAGAAUAUUCUUAA
This is a messenger RNA of Dufourea novaeangliae, 1527 nucleotides long. RefSeq names its product methyltransferase-like protein 16 homolog. Lineage: Eukaryota; Metazoa; Arthropoda; Insecta; Hymenoptera; Halictidae. Gene Ontology annotation, molecular function: 23S rRNA (adenine(1618)-N(6))-methyltransferase activity. The record is from RefSeq and is a predicted model, not a curated record. Gene Ontology annotation, biological process: rRNA base methylation. Gene Ontology annotation, cellular component: nucleus. The transcript has 6 exons. Bases 1 to 1527 code for a protein of 508 amino acids.